Drosophila ficusphila is the source of this 2560-nucleotide messenger RNA. RefSeq lists its product as uncharacterized. Gene Ontology annotation, molecular function: RNA polymerase II transcription regulatory region sequence-specific DNA binding; DNA-binding transcription factor activity, RNA polymerase II-specific. Gene Ontology annotation, biological process: regulation of neuron differentiation; positive regulation of transcription by RNA polymerase II. NCBI's taxonomy places the organism in Eukaryota, Metazoa, Arthropoda, Insecta, Diptera, Drosophilidae. Gene Ontology annotation, cellular component: nucleus. The record is from RefSeq and is a predicted model, not a curated record. The coding region runs from base 695 to 2494 and encodes 599 amino acids. The transcript has 6 exons.
UGUCGCUGGUGGACGCGUUUCGUUGAGGCUUCGAUUUCUCAUUUAAAUUUAUUCGGCGCCAUUUCAUAAAAUUCCAGUUGAGUGUUGGUGAUAAUUACCCAACCAAAGUGUGAACAGAAUCCAUAUAAACCAACGAAAUUCCAGGAUACGAAAGCAACAGCAAUGUGCAACAUAUAAUUGGUGGGUGGUGCAACACGUAGAAUAACUCGGAUAUAUUUUUCUGAAUGUGUGUUUGUGUAUCUGAUGCCGAGAUAAAACUGCCUGCCUUCAAAUUGUCAAUUGCUGGUGGUUAAUGGCUUGGCAAUCUCAAGAAUCGGCUCUUUUGUUUUGGGCAUCGCGGCCGGCAGUGAGUGCAUCGGAUCGAAUUGAAUUGAAUAAUAUGGAUAUGGAUGCGCGGCACCGCUAAAUAAAUGACUAAAAACGCUCUUCCAUGUAAGAUGUCUAUCUCAGGUGGGCAAGGCAUUUAAGCUCGAAGCGGACUAAUCGUUGGCAGACAAUCGUCGGCGGCCAAGGAGCUCGGCUUAAUUGGUGGGACCACCCAUUCCGCCGAGCCCUUUGACAACAUUCGGCCAUUGUACUUGGCCGGCCAGGCGAUCAACUUGUUUACUCACCUUCGUUGCCAAAGAGUCCUCAGAUUUCGCCACUAAUCCAGUGCAGAUCUCUCGGGAACUGGCAGUGCCACCCGCACGCUCGCAUGCCAAAUAUCGAUCCCUAUCGAGUCAUAUGCAGCACAUGUAUGCAAAGUGUUCCAGCGAAGUCGCCAGUUGCCAUUCUUUUGGCAGAGACAUACACUCGAAGAGUUAUUCAAGUUGGUCAAGGGAUCAACAAGUAUUUCUUGAGAUUUAUAGCUGCCAUAGAGAAAGACCACGGAAUGGAGUCCAGCAGCAGUGCCAUCGCCGAGGUGGAAUCCCCCGGUCCAAGUGAUCAUGGUCAGCCCACCCAGAUCACCUCCAUCGAUGGCUUCUUCAAUCGCAAGCGGGGUCGUCCGCCAAAGAAUCGCUUUGUGGAGGUCUACAAAAGCGCACAACACUCGCCGCAGGCCAUCUUCACCAGUUUCAAACUGGAGAGAAGCGAUCACUCCGUUCAAGGAACUCCAGUUUCCAGUGGUUCGCUACAGGAUAAUGCAGAGGAUCGUCUUUCUAUAGCGGAUCACGACGGAUCAGCCACCGAUCUCACUUCUAGUCGGAACCGGAAAAGGGCUCGAGUUUGGGCCCCAUCACUGAAUUCCCCAGCGGAUCAUUCAAUCAAGAGAAGCUCUGUUCAUGUUUCCCCUUCAACAGCGAGGAGUGAGACUCAGUCUCGCAGUUGCCGCAACGAGUCUUUAACACAGCCUAUUUUACAGCCUUUAGAACCUUUAGAAGCAGUCCCGUCAAAGAAUAUGCCAAGUAGAGCUCUGGAUAAAAUUUCUGUUGUUCGUGCAGCGGGAACUUUUUAUCCGGAGAAUGCGAGUUCAGCUGGGCAUCAAGAAGUGCCGGAAGCUGGAUCUUCAAGAUACAUAAGUGGCAGGGAGUCGGCAGACCUAGAAUUGGAUCAGCCAGAGGAUCUGAGCAUGCGUUCUUCCCUUUCCGAACCAAACUCCUCGACAGUGGGACCAGCUUUGAAUAUGAAUCUGCUGCAAUUCAAGCAGCUGAUCGAUUUGUACCAGCGACAGUUUUUACUACCCAAUAUUUUGGCGGCCGCCAGUCAACCCAUGGCAUUACCUGGAUCAGUAUCCGGAUCAGGAUCGGUAUCUGGACCACUUCUGGAUAUGCGACUUUUGCUGGAGAAUGCCGCCCAUCAAAAGCUGAUGCUCCUGAAUGUAGCUGCCAGUGCAACGGCAACCGUAGCUUCAAAUUCCACGGCGGAUUCCGUUCAACGGCCUCCGGUGAAGAGAAUCCGGGAUCACGACAUCCCCAGUGGCUACCUGAAGUUCCGUUUCAACGAGGACUGCGGCUUCGAAAGAUGCGGCUACCGGAAUCACCAGUCGCACUUUCACUGCAAUCGCCGCGAUUGCCACUACAGUUUCUGCGACAAGACGCGGUUUGUGCAACAUACGGCGCGUCAUGAACGAAUGGACACUCUAAUGGGAGACGAUUUCCGCCAGUUUCGGGCCAACAUGCAAUGCGGAGUGGCCAGCUGUUCUUAUGCCUCUUCAGCGGGUGGAGGAGGAACAGAUUCCCAUCAUCCAAACCGGCUGGAUCCAACAGAGGCAGGUGCGGCGUCCUCGAGGAAGACUUCCCACUUCCACUGCCGCAAGUGCGACUACGUGUGCACGGACUCCAACAAGGUGGUGGCCCACCGGAGGUUGCACCUCCGCCAGGAUUAUGUGCGCAGUGCAGGAUUCCGCAAGGUGGGCGGAAACGAGCCGUGCGAUUCUGCAGGUUGCUCAUACGCCCUGAGGCACACGCACUACCACUGCGUCACCUGCGACGGCGGCGUCCUUUCGCGGGCUCAACUCGCUGGCCACAAGCACCGAACACCGCUGCCCAAACAGGCUGCCGAUAGCAAUCCCUAGCAUAUUCUAGAAAAAUUAUAAAACAAAGACAAAUCCUCGUAUUAAAUAACAAAUAAAAGUCAAGAA